Ostrea edulis (European flat oyster) is the source of this 1869-nucleotide messenger RNA. RefSeq names its product acetylcholine receptor subunit alpha-type acr-16-like. Gene Ontology annotation, cellular component: neuron projection; synapse; membrane. Gene Ontology annotation, biological process: regulation of membrane potential; signal transduction; chemical synaptic transmission. The record is from RefSeq and is a predicted model, not a curated record. Lineage: Eukaryota; Metazoa; Mollusca; Bivalvia; Ostreida; Ostreidae. The transcript has a single exon. Gene Ontology annotation, molecular function: extracellular ligand-gated monoatomic ion channel activity; neurotransmitter receptor activity; transmembrane signaling receptor activity. The coding region runs from base 97 to 1677 and encodes 526 amino acids.
UUCUGGAUAGGCCUUGUGAUUUCUCUGCUGGAAAAAAAAGUAAUACUUAUAUUCUAAUUUAAUUCCAAUCAGAACAUCUUUAAAUUAUUUCUAGCAAUGACAUGUGCAAAGAUGUCAUGCUUUAAUGUAAUAUUAUCAACCAUCAUGGUACAUGUAAUGGUUUUCAUAGUAUUCCUUCUGUUUGUGUCCUGUUCUCAAGGAAACACCAGGAGUCUAUCAAAGGAUAAUGUACAUAACAACAAGGCAAUGUUGUAUGACAAGAUUCUGAAAAACUAUGACAACCGGAUUAUUCCAAAGUGUACAAACGACCCAGUCAACGUAUCUAUUCAGCUGGCACUGCGAGAGAUAGUAGACGUCUAUGAGCAACUGGAAAUCAUUAAGCUCCAAAUCUGGAUAAGACUAUCAUGGUUUGACUGCAACUUGGUCUGGAACCAAUCCGAGUAUGGUAAUACCUCCAGAAUUGUGGUUCCAAACAGUGACAUAUGGAUUCCUGACCUAAUUCUGCUGGACGGCGUGGACACCAUUGCCAACAUGCCGAAUAUGAAGCAGUAUCGAGCCCUCGUCCACAGUGAUGGAACUGUCCAAUUCAACUUCCAAACAGUGGUGCACACUGUCUGUCACUUGGACAUAAAGUACUACCCCUAUGAUAUCCAGAUGUGCGAUUUAUCAUUCAUGUCAUGGAUUUAUAAUGCUAUUGAUGUUGAUAUUCGGACACAGUCUGAUUCUGGGGAUCUAACACACUUCUCCUACAGCCAGGAGUUCAUUGCAACAAAAGUACUUGCUAAAAAUAUUACAGAAAACUACCAAUGUUGUGGCGGAGACUUUUCAAAAGUGACUUUCACAAUCAAAAUGAGGAGACGGCCAGUGUUCUUCAUGAUCACUACCGUGCUCCCUUUUUUUGUCGUUACCAUCAUAUCUUUUGCUGGCUUCGCUCUACCAUCCAUUUCCGGGGAGAAGAUCACUUUUCACACAACAAUAUUACUCGCCAUAAUCGUAUUUCUACUUUUGGUACAACAAGAGUUUCCAUCCACCUCUGAGACUUUCCCGAGAAUUGCCAUUUAUUUUUCCAUCAGCAUGAUGUUAAGUUGUGUGUCGUGUGUCAUGUCAGCGAUCGUGAUGUACAUAUUCUACAAUGACCUGAGUGGAAAGAAAAUGCACAGGUGGGUGAAACUGAUAUUCCUUGAUUGGCUCGGAAAACUAAUGCGUAUCAAAGAGAGAAACCUUCCUUACGAUAUGAAAAAGCCAAACGAUGAAAACAAGCUACAAUUGCGACCAAAAGUUGAACAGGAGAAGCUACGAAAAAGCAGAAAAAGUCGUAAAAGUCUAAAGGAGCUUGAAGGAACCAGUAUUAGUAUUACUGAAUUCAACGGCAUGUAUGAUAUAGAGAGUCUAUCUACAAGGUUUGAAACCGAUGAAGCUUCACCAAAACCGAAAACGAACAGCAACCAACCAAGUGACCUAACCAAGACAAAUGCGAACACAGAUGGCUCUGAUUCAGCAGGCGAUGGCAUUGAACUUAACAGAAAUGACCUUGAACCAUCCACCAGAAGAAUGAACGACUGGGAGUUGAUGGCCUACACGCUGGAUCGAUUCUUCACGGUGUUCUAUGUUUCUAUGACAGUCUUAAAUGCCAUGGUCUUCUUUAUUGUAAUGAAAUCCAAUGAAGCUGUUGAAUGAGACUGACUGUUUCCUAAAAACCAUAAUAUAGUAAAUCUAUCAUUCAAAGGUGAAUUGGGAAUGUCACAACAACAAAAAGACAUUGUCAGAAUGUCAGCUGCAGGCUAUGGUUAAUUUUACAAUAAUGUUUUUAUAAACUUCUGAUGUGUAUUUAUUCAUAUAUUUCAUAACAAUAUACUGUUUGCAAUUGUA